Molecule: messenger RNA, 2396 nt
Organism: Neoarius graeffei (lesser salmon catfish)
Lineage: Eukaryota; Metazoa; Chordata; Actinopteri; Siluriformes; Ariidae
Gene: pax1b
Product: paired box 1b
Exons: 5
Coding region: 190-1221 (343 amino acids)
Biological process (GO): regulation of transcription by RNA polymerase II; anatomical structure development
Molecular function (GO): RNA polymerase II cis-regulatory region sequence-specific DNA binding; DNA-binding transcription factor activity, RNA polymerase II-specific
Source: RefSeq, a predicted model, not a curated record
ACACACACACACACACACGGGCCGUUGUGCUGGGAGAUGUGUGGUGUGUGAUGUGUGCGGUUCCUCUCAGUGAAGUUUCAUUGGAAAGUGGAGAUCACAUUUAAACAGGAGACAAGAAGAAGCUGCUUUUCCAAUGAGGACAGAGUGAAGAGUGAAAAGUGAAGAGUGAACACCGUAAAGUUUCUGCAAAUGGAGCAGCCGUCGUACGGUGAGGUGAACCAGCUGGGCGGUGUGUUUGUGAACGGGCGGCCGCUUCCCAACGCCAUCCGCGUGCGCAUCGUGGAGCUCGCGCAGCUCGGGAUUCGCCCGUGCGACAUCAGCCGCCAGCUGCGCGUCUCUCACGGCUGCGUGAGUAAAAUCCUGGCGCGCUACCACGAGACGGGCUCCGUGCUGCCGGGCGCCAUCGGCGGCAGCAAACCGCGCGUGACCACACCCAACGUGGUGAAAAGCAUACGGGAGUAUAAGCACGCGGACCCGGGCAUGUUCGCGUGGGAGAUUCGGGACCGGCUGCUGGCCGACGGUGUGUGCGACAAGUACAACGUGCCGUCGGUGAGCUCCAUCAGUCGCAUUCUGAGGAAUAAGAUCGGGAACCUGUCGCAGCCCGGACAGCACGAGAGCGGCGUCAGCGGCAUGAAACCUCCCGCCCCGGCGAUUCCUUACAGCCCGGUGUGUGCCUACUCCUACCCCAACACCCUCUCACCCACCGGCGCGAAGCUCAGCGGGGCCCCCAGGGUCGGGGUCGGUCUGUCCCGGGCCUGGCCUUCCGUGCACACCGUCAGCAACAUCUUAGGGAUUCGAGCUUUCAUGGACCCCUCAGCCAUCACUGGACCGGAUGGAUAUCAGCAAAAAAUGGAGGAGUGGCCAUGUGUGAACAGAAGUUCAUUUCCCUCGCAUGCGGUGAAUGGCAUUGACAGAUCACCUAUAGACACGGAUAUUAAAUACAAUCAGUCUCCGUCGAGUCUUAGUGGAUAUAUGCCCCCCUGCCCCUAUUCUUCCCCCAGUCAAUGCGGGGUAUACGGGGGAAACUAUGGGCAUCACUGGCAGCCUCAGGGAACAAGCCUGACACACAACGACUCACACCUUCACACUGCCAUGAACUUCAAACCUCCAACAGAUGUGGCAGACAGAAAACCUCCCAGUCCUCUGAUUAAACAGCAUCAUCAUCAUCACGAGGCCCUGAGCUGCGUCCACAGCCUGGCUUUACCCACCUCAGCCUCGUAAACACAGACACAAAGCCCACACGCUGCAAAUACACACAUCUGCUGUUGUCUGAAUUUAAAUAGCAAGUAAAAACAUGCCGCAAAUGUUCAGUGAAAUUCAUGAGUGCAGGUUAUGACAUUGCUAACAGCCAACGUGCGUAAUCCACUUCACCUGAAUGACAUCAGAGCUCCAUGAUACUGGUCACAUCACUCAUUUAUACUGGUGUUACUGGAAAGAAAAAAAAACAGCCUUAAUUGAUAUUCUGUCAAGCAAGUUCAAAAUAAAUUGUGAAUGUAGAAUGUUCGGGGGAAAUAGCUACCAAAAUGUGUAAUUUGAUCUGUUAUCUAUUUCAGUUUAGCUUAAUGUUUAAAUUUUGAAAUAUUUUUAAGACCCCCCCCCCCCCCAAAAAAAAACAAAACACCAAAGCUAACUGGGUAUUGAUCUCCAGUAUUCAGUUAAAUUAGAUGCUGCUCAUCCAGACAACUGGUGUUGUUUCUAAAUAACUUUGGGAUUGCAAAAGUCAUCAAUGAGGCUGCAGCUAGAACUGAAGUCUCUCUCACUGAUUAUUCAUGAUAUCUUUGUGACAACAAACGUGAUAUUUUAAAGGUGCAGUUUGUCCUGGAUGAUAUUAGGUCACAAUUUCAAACAUUUGGCUCAAACCCCUGAUUUCAGUCUCCAUCAGAGAGAAAUUUCAGGAUAUUGUCAAAAAGUGGGUUAUUAUACCAAUCUAACCGUACUGGUUGAAUAGGAAGGUGGAAAUGGUUAAAAUCGGUAAAUAAUUUAAUUUUCAUAGCUGGAACUGUGGACCACAGGUGAUUUCUGCAAUAUUUGCAGUCAGUUUUAUUUCUUUGGACAUUAUUAUAAAAUUAAAUGUCACUACAAUGUUAAUUAAAAAUGAAUGAUAAACAUUUUUUUAAAAAUACAAUGAAAUUGGUGUUCAUGAAUAUGGUAAAUAUGGUAAAUGUAUGGCAGCCUAUUAUUUGUGAAUAUGGACCAUUUUCUUGAUUUAGAUAAAAAUAUUAUCAUGUAUACAAUUAAACCUAAUUAUACAUACCUUGUGUUAAUAAAUGUCAGCUGAAGAGAGAACUGCAGUGACAAAGAUGAAACUUUUUAUUGUGAUUGCCACAACGAAAUCCGAGUUCUAUUAUUUAUAGUCAAAAUUCAUCUGUGUCUAAUAAAUGCAUGUUCAAAAGAAA